AUGGCUGACCAGGCAACACCGGAGGGUUCCCUCAUAGCCCUCAUCGCAGACCAGGAUACGGCAACGGGCCUGUUGCUCACUGGAAUCGGGCAUGUAGACUAUCGUAAGAACUCCAACUUCCUCAUUGUGGACGAGAAAACACCACAAGGGAAGAUAGAGGAUGCCUUCCGUGAGUUUACAACCCGAGACGACGUUGCAGUGGUGCUCAUCAACCAGUCUGUGGCCGGGACCAUCCGGCACCUGCUCAACAACUACACGAAGCCCAUCCCUGCUGUGCUCGAGAUUCCCAGCAAGGACACUCCCUAUGAUCCCAGCCAGGAUUCUGUGCUUUCAAGGGUCAAGUUUAUGUUUGGCGACUCCUGA
Molecule: messenger RNA, 363 nt
Organism: Auxenochlorella protothecoides
Lineage: Eukaryota; Viridiplantae; Chlorophyta; Trebouxiophyceae; Chlorellales; Chlorellaceae
Product: V-type proton ATPase subunit F
Exons: 3
Coding region: 1-363 (120 amino acids)
Biological process (GO): proton transmembrane transport
Cellular component (GO): membrane; proton-transporting V-type ATPase, V1 domain
Molecular function (GO): proton-transporting ATPase activity, rotational mechanism
Source: RefSeq, a predicted model, not a curated record